Salvia splendens (bonfire salvia) is the source of this 3592-nucleotide messenger RNA. Its product is annotated as formin-like protein 3. Lineage: Eukaryota; Viridiplantae; Streptophyta; Magnoliopsida; Lamiales; Lamiaceae. The coding region runs from base 365 to 3247 and encodes 960 amino acids. The record is from RefSeq and is a predicted model, not a curated record. The transcript has 6 exons. Gene Ontology annotation, biological process: actin cytoskeleton organization; actin nucleation. Gene Ontology annotation, molecular function: actin filament binding.
UUGUACACCAGAAACUCUGAAACAAGAAAAACACAAAAAUUGUCAGAUUUGGUCUGACGCCUUUCCACGCUAUCCAUUUUCUUUAUCUUUUCUUGAUCAAGUCAAAACAAUUCGUAAAUGUUAAUGUUUCAAUCCCAUCUGGUGGAUCACCACACAAUCCCCACACCUCACCAAAAUUCCUUCUUCGAUUCACCUAGAAGGGAUUCAAGAUUGUUGAUCAUAUCAUCUUUUAUGCAUGAUUUUGGGGGAAUUGUUAAGGUGUUUGGCCUAGGUUCUUGGUGAAAAGGAUUAAAAAUCCGAUCUUUGAAGGAGGGGAGAUGAAUUUGGUGUGAUGCAAUGAGAAGCAUUUUGCAGAAUAGGGAAAAUGAGGUUUCAAAUGAUAAUUAGAAGAGGAGGUUUUACAUAUAUGGCGUUUGUGUUCGCUCUUUCGUUUACCGCGGUGAUGGGGGUGGAGAGGGAUGAUCAAGAAACCUUACUUGCUUAUUUGAUGGAUGCAGGAGAGAUCAAUCAGGAGAUGGCUGAAUUACUACGGACGGACUGCAUUAACGAGCUAUCGAGUGCCAAGAAAACAUUGCAGGAUUUUGAGUUAUGCAUCGUGAAGGAAAGGUCAGUGAGCCGUGAGGAGCUUUAUGGUGGAUCAUCCAGAGGGAAGACGCAUGAUGCUCGCAAUGCCAUGUGCUCUCAGAUUAAGAAAAUCCUCGUAGAUUGUUUGCACGAUAAAAACCUCGUGCUCCCUGUCACUGGUGUGGAUACCAAGUACUUAGGAUCUUUAUCGUCUUCUCCUAUAAGGCGUGAGUUGGCUGAGAAAUCCGGAGAGCAAGCUGAUCCAUUCCCAACCAUCAUGCUUGCUGUCGGGGCAACUGCAGCCCUGACCUUUAUCAUUUGUAUCCUGCUGUUUUAUAUCUGCUACGCGGGUAGCUUUGCAGCAGGUCGAAACGAUGUGAGGCCUCUCCUCAGCUUGACCUUAAGUGACAAUUCCUCCGCCUCUUCGCAGAAGUGUUUGACUCUAGAAACGUUGACAAACGAAGAAAAGCUUGGCAGCAGCCUCGGGCAUACCAGGAGUAGCGGGAACGUACACUUGGAGUCGCGGUCUCUGGGAAGUUUGAGCCAUAGCAGGAGCAGCGGAACCUUAUUUGUGCAGUCGAAUGGUGUGAACGAGGAACGUUCGCUCAACAGCUCACAUUCUCUGAAUGAUGCACUUACUCUGGCUAACUCGGUCACUCUGAGCAGUUCCAAGAAAGAGAAGCCUCUCGGAACUUCUGCUGACGACGCUGCCAACUCCACUGAAGGGGCGAUACCUAUAUUUCCGCCUCUAAAGCCGCCUCCCGGGAGGAAAAUGCCUGCCAGCCUAGCUACCUCAACUCCUCCCCUGCCCCCGGCUUCAACACCUCCACCACUUUCCGCAGCAGCACCUCUCAGCACACUGAGGCCACCAGGAGCAAUGGCACCAGCACCCCUGCCUCCUGGAGCACCGCCACCCCCUAGAGCUCCUGGUGGUCCACGUCCACCGGGACCACCUCCACCCAGGGGGGGGCCACCGCCUCCUCCUGGUGUAGGUGGUCCUCCACGGGCUCCUGGGGUGAGGCCUCCUAGGGGUGCACAUCAUGCACCAAGCUCAUCCGAGGGAGAUCUUGAUAUAGGCGAGUCUAAGACGAAGCUGAAGCCUUUCUUCUGGGACAAGAUGAAUGCCAGUGCUGACGAUUCGAUGGUUUGGAGUCAGAUCAAAGAAGGAUCAUUCCAGUUCAAUGAAGAGAUGAUCGAAACCCUAUUCGGAUACGCCCCUGCAGGUAAAAACAUGCUUGCGUCAAAGAAAGACCCGUCCCAAGAGGCUCCUAAGUUCAUUCAAAUAAUUGAUGCCAAGAAGGCACAGAAUCUUUCGAUUCUGAUCAAAGCAUUAGGCGUGACUACAGAAGAAGUCUGUGAUGCACUCGAAGAAGGUAACGAGCUUCCUAUAGAACUUAUUCAGACUUUGUUAAAGAUGGCGCCUACUUCCGAAGAAGAACUAAAACUGCGACUCUUCACGGGUGACAUAAUGCAGCUAGGCCCUGCUGAGCGCUUUCUAAAGGUCAUGGUUGAUAUUCCGUUCGCGUUUAAGAGGCUAGAAUGUCUUUCUUUCAUGAGCGUCCUUGAGGAGGAGUCAGCGUCGCUAAAAGAAUCUUUCCUCGUCCUGGAGGCUGCCAGCAAAGAACUGCAGAAAAACAGACUGUUUCUCAAACUUCUUGAGGCAGUUCUUAAAACAGGAAAUCGCAUGAACAGUGGCACGUUUCGCGGUGGUGCACAGGCGUUUAAGCUUGACACGCUUCUAAAGUUGGCGGAUGUGAAAGGAUUAGACGGGAAGACAACGUUGCUGCAUUUUGUUGUCCAAGAAAUAAUCCGAGGGGAAGGCAUAAGAGCUGCUCGUGCAGAGAGAGAGACGCGAAGCAUGUCCAGCAUCGUGUCUGAGGAUCUUGACAUUGGCUCUGACAUAGACACGGAUGAGGAUUUAAGGAGCCUCGGUCUUCAGGCCGUGUCACGCCUUGGGAAUGAUCUCGAGAGUGUGAAGAGAGCUGCAGCUUUGGAUAUUAAUAACAUAACCGGGACAGUUGGGAGGCUCGGCUAUGCGCUUGUGAAAGCACGCGAUUUCCUCAACACGGACAUGAAGAGCAUAGAGGAAGAGGAGGACAAGGGGUUUGAAGCGGCGCUGAGGUCUUUUGUAGAGAGUUCUGAGGCUAAUGUCAGGUGGUUGUUAGAGGAAGAGAAACGAAUAACUGCCCUCAUCAAGAGCACCGCCGAUUACUUUCAUGGAACUUCAGGGAAGGUGGACGAAGGGCUGCGAUUAUUCUCAGUCGUUCGCGAUUUCCUUGUGAUACUAGAUAAGGUAUGCCUUGAAGUUAAAGCCACGCCACCAAAGCCAAAGGUGGAGAAGCCUAAAGUGGAAGAGAAGCCUAAAGAGGAGGUGAAGCCUAAAGAGGAGCAAGAGCCGAAAGAGGAGGAUAGUUCCGAUGAUUCAGAUGAGUCGGACGAUUCAAGUUCAGAGGAGGAUACAUCAACUGCCAAAGAUGGUCCAGUUGCUGCAGCUCGAAAACAAUCUCUUCCGGUAGCAACCAUGCCUAAUACGCGUCGUGAUAGUUCAGAUGAUUCGAGUUCGGAAGAAGAGGACAAGCCAGACACAGUAACUAGGGAAGUACUACAGAAUCCUACUAGUGCAUCAACAGUGAAUGAGGAUCCAAUUGAUGGCCUAAUUCCUAGUAGACAACCGGAUAGUUGAGACGAAGACGACGAAGAUAAGGACUGAUUGUAGUAGAAUCAGAAAAAAAAAUCAAGCGUAAGUAAGCCUCAUCUUAGUUUAAUGCAACCUAUACAUUGACCUCAAGCAAGCUGGGGUCUAAGAGAAUACAGUAGCAUCUCUUCUUUGAUUAGGGCAUAGAUGAUUUUUGGAAAGUGUAGGAAAGUUAUGUAUUAUCUUCCCUUGUAACUUUGUGUUGUUGUAAAUCUUGUUGUGCUUCCAUUAGAUUACUAGACAUAGGCAGCUCUCCUUUGUUCAUACACAUAUGAUUCCAAUUUCAAGUCAUCACUGACUGUCUUGUUUUUCUAUGUAUUCCUUUUCCAAAUC